This is a messenger RNA of Penicillium cataractarum, 636 nucleotides long. Its product is annotated as DsbA family oxidoreductase. Gene Ontology annotation, molecular function: oxidoreductase activity. The transcript is spliced from 3 exons. The coding region runs from base 1 to 636 and encodes 211 amino acids. NCBI's taxonomy places the organism in Eukaryota, Fungi, Ascomycota, Eurotiomycetes, Eurotiales, Aspergillaceae. The record is from RefSeq and is a predicted model, not a curated record.
AUGACCAACUUCAAGAUCCAGAUCAUCUCUGACACCAUCUGUCCCUGGUGCUACGUCGGAUACAGACGCCUCUCCCGCGCAAUAACAGCCCACACAAGCAAAAACCCCCAAGACACCUUCACUCUCACCUGGAACGCAUUCUACCUAAACCCUGCAUCCCCCGAAUUCCCGGGCGUCAACAAAGCCGAAAUGUACGCCGUGAAAUUCGGGCCCGAGCGCGGCGGCUAUCUUCUCCCGUCUCUCUGCCAGGAGGCUAAGCGUGCGAAUUCGAAUGUGCCUGCACCUCCUUCUGCUUCUGGCGCUGGCGCUGGCUCUCCGGUGGUUGGCGGUUUACAAACCCGCGUUGCGGAGAAAUUGUUCCGCGCGUACUUUGAGGAUGAGAAGAAUAUUACUGAUCCACGGGUAUUGCUGGAGGCUGGUGUUGAGGCGGGAUUGGACCGGGAGGAGGUGAAGAAGCUAUUGGAUUCGGAGGAGGGAGGGGCUGAGGUUGAUUCUGAGGCCAAGACUGCGUCGAGACGGUUGGUUACUGGGGUGCCGUAUUUUUCCAUUCAGGGUAAGUAUUCGGUGGAAGGGGCGGAUGAGCCUGAGACGUUUUUGGAGGUUUUUGAGCAGGUUAAGGAGGAUGAGAAUGUUUAG